UAAAGUUUUUUUUUUCUAACACUAGACCCUGUCAGUUGUGUCCAUAAAGUGAAAAUGUCACCAUGUUCAUUAGCUUAACAUUUAUUCUUGUUUAAAAGACUUUCGACUGAUUAAUUUUGCUAAAUGAAUUACACUUGCCGAUCUUUCUCUAGUGCACAUGAUUCUUUACCGCAGCCGGGAUCAAGACCUCGCGUUUUAUCAUCGCAUGUCAACAAUUCGGCUUGCAUGAGUACUCCUCGUCAAUACGCUCUUUUACGAACACCAUCCGACACUGUAACGAGUACUAGUUUGAAUCAUAACGAAACGCCCUCAUCUUACCGUUCCACGUCCACAGGAGUUUCGUCAACACAGCAACCGUUGAAUGGGUCUGGUAGCCAUACUGGUUGUUUUUCUUCAAUGAGCAAAACGACCCUUUCUUCCCAAUUGCCUAACCGCGUUUCACAAAAAGAAAGCAGUGACACACCAUCCACCUGCGCUUUAACAACAUUACCUUGCUCUUUAGCUACCUUAGACCCGACUUCCCAACUGAUGACGGAAGGCUUAAGAUUACAACAAAUAUGGAUGGAGAAAGAUGAAUUAAAAAAUCUGUAUUAUUAUUUUUCUUGCCUUAGUAAACUUGUUAUUUUUAUGAAUACAUCUCAGCGCAAUACUGAGUUCACCCUUUUACUUGAAGAAAAAACCCGCACCCUUGUUGAUAAAGUCAUUCCUUUAGAACUUACAAGACUUCGUCAAAGGCUUUCAAGUCUCGUGACGACGCAUCGGGCUAUGAAUUCUGAUAUUCUGUUUCUUACUCAACGCUUGGAAGAAAAUAUGAAACGCGUUAGCGAUAUACGCGAUAAGGAAUUAUCUCGAGCUCAAACGAAUUUAAUCUUAGCUAAACAACGACGGCAAUAUAACCAGGAUUUGGAAAAUGUGGCAGCUGAGAUCUUAACUAAAAAGCCCCAACAAAUUUAUCAAAAAGAGCUACAACAAGAGAAAGUUAAGUUACGUGAGUCAAAUCGAGCUUUGAGCCGUUGGCAACGUAUAGCGCAAGUGCGCAAAACUCAAGUGGAGGGUGUUUUACUGCAUAUGCGAGAUAUGUUGCAAAGUCUGAAAGAUCCUACUUUUUUCUUUAACGUCAUGGAUGACUCACAGCCCGCUUUACCUACAGAGCCGUCUUGCGAUUCGGAUACCCUCCCUAAAUGCGAAGCAACGUUUCAGUGCGCCCAGCCAUGCGCUGGUCAAAAUACGACUUAAGCUUUAUUGUUGAAACAGUCGUGCCACUUUGGUUCUUUUUGUGACGAACACACACAUACACACAAUUGAAAAACAAAGUUUUACGACAAAAAUUUGUUGCAUUCAACAAUAAAAUAUUUUACGAUAGA
Hylaeus volcanicus is the source of this 1364-nucleotide messenger RNA. RefSeq lists its product as uncharacterized. NCBI's taxonomy places the organism in Eukaryota, Metazoa, Arthropoda, Insecta, Hymenoptera, Colletidae. The record is from RefSeq and is a predicted model, not a curated record. The coding region runs from base 124 to 1236 and encodes 370 amino acids. The transcript is spliced from 6 exons.